AUGCCCUCAGAAAAAGGGGAUUCCUCUCACCCGGCUCUGCCUGGCAUAAAGGAAGACCGGACCAUGGUGCAAGCAUCGGAAUCUCUGAUUACUCUGGUUCUGCGUAAGAUUCUGCGCUUGAUGAAACUGCCCUGGUCCCGCAAGCGCUACCCUCCUGGACCCCUUCGACUUCCCAUCAUCGGAGGCUUGUGGCGGUUUGGGUUCAUGCUCUCCCUGGAUACUUUCAUGAAGUUGGCAAAGCAAUAUGGGAACAUUUGCACUGUAUGGAUUGGGCCUAUACCUGCAGUCAUACUGUCUGGCUACAAAGCAGUCAAGGAAGGACUAAUCAACCAUUCGGAUGAUUUUGCUGACCGCCCGGAAACUCCAUUCGUGAAAAGCGCAGGGAAAAAUAGGGGUAUUGUACUUUCAAACGGUCACACCUGGAAGCAGCAGAGACGGUUCAGCGUGGUUACUAUGCGGAAGCUGGGGCUGGGGAAGAAAGGCAUGGAGCAUCAAAUAGAAGAGGCGGCCAUUGAGCUUGUGGAGAUCUUUGCACGUGCAAAGGGGCAGCCAUUUGACCCAUCCUUACACAUCAUCAAUUCAGUCUGCAAUGUGAUAUGCGCCAUGUCCUUUGGAUACCGAUUUUCUGUUGAAGAUAAAGAAUUCCUGAGGCUGAUAGAAGCCAUUCGGAUUAGCUUACAGUUUGGAGGCAGCUUCUUUCAUGGCCUCUACGAAAUUCUCCCGUUUGUCAUGAAAUAUCUCCCGGGGCCUCACAAAACCGCGUUGUCCUCCAUUGAGAUGGUCGUUUCAUUUGCGAAGAAUGAGAUAGCGAAGCACAAGGAAGACCAGACUGUGCAUGAGCCAAUAGACUUCAUUGAUUUCUAUCUAUCUCAUAUGGAGAGGAACAAGGAUGACCCCUAUUCUACCUUCAAUGAAGACAACCUGGCUCAGUGUAUUUUUGACCUCUUUAUCGCUGGAACAGAGACAACUGCUACCACUCUGCAAUGGGCGCUGCUCCUCAUGGCGACACAUCCAGAUAUUCAAGAGAAAGUCUACCAGGAGAUGGAAGAUGUUUUCGGUUCGUCUCACUCAAUUCGCUACCAAGAUCGGAAGAAGCUGCCCUACACCAAUGCUGUGAUUCAUGAGAUCCAGCGUUCAAGAUAUAUCUUUUUAAUUGGGGUUCCAAGGCAAACCGUGAAGGACGUGAACUUGCACGGUUUUCACAUUCCAAAGGGGGCUGUGAUUGCUCCAGAUCUCCGCUCUGUUCUUCUUGAUCCUAAGGAAUGGGCAACACCUGAAAAGUUCAACCCAAAUCAUUUUUUGGACGAGGACGGGCAGUUUGUGGACAGAGAAGCAUUUCUGCCAUUUGGCGCAGGUGCUCGGGUGUGUCCAGGGGAGCAACUGGCAAAGAUUGAGCUCUUCAUCUUUUUCACCAGCCUGCUGAGAGCAUUCAGGUUCCAGCUGCCAAAAGGAGUGAGAGGCGUCCUGAGGAAGCCUAUAAUAGGGCUGACGGUCCGUCCUCGCCUCUACAAAAUCUGCGCUGUUCCCCGCUGCAGCCACAUAAACAAUUAGGGGGGCUGAUCACCUACUGCAAUCUCCUCCUUUAAUCAUUUCCCGCCAUCCUCACAUUCUUUCUUGGCUUGCUCAGUUGAGGUUCUCCAAUCUCUGAUGCC
Molecule: messenger RNA, 1652 nt
Organism: Podarcis raffonei (Aeolian wall lizard)
Lineage: Eukaryota; Metazoa; Chordata; Lepidosauria; Squamata; Lacertidae
Product: cytochrome P450 2J2-like
Exons: 9
Coding region: 1-1551 (516 amino acids)
Biological process (GO): arachidonate metabolic process; xenobiotic metabolic process
Cellular component (GO): cytoplasm; intracellular membrane-bounded organelle
Molecular function (GO): iron ion binding; oxidoreductase activity, acting on paired donors, with incorporation or reduction of molecular oxygen, reduced flavin or flavoprotein as one donor, and incorporation of one atom of oxygen; heme binding
Source: RefSeq, a predicted model, not a curated record